UCGUACGGCGUGGAAAACCGUCCUACAGCUUCCUUAAUUUAACAGUUAGUUACACAUAGCUAGAAGUGUAUGCUACUGUAUUCUUGCAAUAACGAGAUAUGUCUAGUAGAAUACCGAGUAUUUGAACUUGCCGGUCUGAAAGGACUGCAGUGCCGUUCUCGCACGACUGCGCUGUUUGCUGCUUGAACAUACCGAGACAAGCACCGCAGGCCUCGUCCUAGCUUGCGAUAAGCUAAAGCUAACGGCGACGGCAAGCAUUAUUUAUUCUGUAUAGGGUCAUACUAUCGUCAGUGAAAAUGCAUACCUUAUCCACUUAUUUAUCGUGUAUUAUAUUCACAUUCAUGGAAAAAACUUGGGAGGAUGCAUUGUUAUCAGAGGCUCUCGCCACUUUUGAAGCUGACACUGCCAUGGCCCCUCCACCAGACCCUCCACAGCAGCCACAGACAGACCCCGUUCCACCAUCGCAGGUGUCAUUUGAGGGCUGGCACAAACAGUGGGAGUCCGGCCCUCAAGGUCUCCCCAGUGCUGACGUGAAGUGGCUGAAGGAGGACGCUGACAGGGGGCUCUUUAAGAACCUCACCAUUGCUCGCAGGAAAAUUCUGAAGGAGGAUCGCAUGUGGUUCCAUCCACCAGAAAUUCCUGGAGUGGUGGUGGGGGGAGGAGUGCCCUCUGCAGACGCUUUUUUUAGAAGCCGUGUCUUCUUUUGGAGGCCUGUGGGAGUGUGGGGCUACAGCCUUCGCUGUCCCAGGUCAGGAUGCCCCGGGGGAAAAGCAGCCUUUCUGUACCGCUGUGGGUAUGGAAACACAGUGAGGCAUAUCUGUGACAUGACUGGUUGGUACAGCAUGCUCACAGAGCUCCUGGCCUGCAACGCGUGCAGGAAGGCUGCAAAGGGCUCUCAGGAGCAUUCAAUUGGUCGCUUCCUGGCGUGGGAUGCUGCUAUUUUGAAGCAGCUGACUCCAGCCCACCAAGCCUUGUUCCCUGCGAUCCUAACACCAAGACACGGUGUGGACAAGCAAGUUGUCCGCCUGAUGAGGGAUCGGACUGAGGGCAACACCAUGGUCAAGGUGUGGAGGCAGGUCCAGGAGGGUCACUGUGAGGAGUACCUGCAGAGAAAGGACCUCUACACCACCCUUCUCUGUCAGCUCAGCAGACCUGGAAGCAUCAUGAGUGCUCUGGGCCAUCAUUACCAGAAGCCGCCAACGCGCAGGGAGCUGCCGUCGCCGAGGCUUCUGAGAAAAGCCUACCUUAUCUAUGAGGCAGAGCACAUUGAGUUACUUGACUACCGGACACGAAUCAUGUCCACGUUCGGGAAAGUCCUAGAGUAUGACUCCACCAGGAAGCGUCCGCAGAGCGUCACCAGCACCAGCCUACCUCCCGCUGCAGAGCUCCCGGAUGAGAGGCCGCACACCAGCCGACCUCAAGUGCAAUAUGAGGUCACUCCAUCUCUGGCUGGCACGCGGAAACGCAAAGUGCCGCAGGACAACCUAACGUCUGCACCCCAACCUCAGCAAUCAACCACGGCAGCAGGACUCCAGCCCCAGCCCGUGUUCGUGUUCCUGCCACUCCGUAGACCAGCUCUUCCCCCCCAGCUGCUGCCGCCGCCUGUUUUCCUGCCGCCUCCCGCACUGCCACAAGCCAGAUCUACUCUGUACAAGAGGAAAAAAAAAGAGCUGGGCGCUACACGGCCCCAGAGCAAAGUACAAACGCACACAUGCGCUCUUUGUGGCCAGUCCACUCAAGGACACAUAAAAUACAGGAAGAAAACAUACUGUCAGAAAUCGAAAUUAUCCACAUCCAAAGGCCUCACUGGAAAGCCUUUUGAAAACAUCACAGACUUCCGUAUGGCAGUGGACGAGCUUCUGGCCUCUCAGUCCCAGGCCCCUUAGAGCUGUCAUUGCUGUUUUAGAUUUAGAUUUUAAGCUAAUAUUACAAUUAUUUAUGUUUUUUUACACCUGUGUUUAUAAACCUGUGACAACCUAUUUUAUUAUUGAAAAUGUGAUUUAUUAAAAAAACAAAAA
This is a messenger RNA of Gadus chalcogrammus (walleye pollock), 2018 nucleotides long. RefSeq lists its product as uncharacterized. Lineage: Eukaryota; Metazoa; Chordata; Actinopteri; Gadiformes; Gadidae. The record is from RefSeq and is a predicted model, not a curated record. The transcript is spliced from 6 exons. Bases 297 to 1886 code for a protein of 529 amino acids.